Oikopleura dioica is the source of this 738-nucleotide messenger RNA. The record is from the annotation of a GenBank genome assembly. NCBI's taxonomy places the organism in Eukaryota, Metazoa, Chordata, Appendicularia, Copelata, Oikopleuridae.
AUGGAAGAUUUAGUAGCAGGGAUCAAUAUGUUGAUUGCAAAAGAUGCUUCGCCAGAAGUUAUGGUCCAGUACUUUCAGAAUUACAAGAAUGAUGAUUGGAAGAAAUAUGCAAUGUGGGAUCCUUACAGAUACACUCGAAAUUUAAUCGAAGAAGUCGACGGAAAAUACUCAUUGAUCCUCCUCUGCUGGCCCGAAUCCAACGCCAGCGCCAUCCACGACCACCCAAACUCCGACUGCAUCAUGAAGUGCCUCUCUGGAACUGUCAAAGAAACCCGCUUCGCCUGGCCAGAAAAGAAGAAAACGAAAAUGACGGAAACUGGCUACACUGUAGGAACAGAGGGAGAUGUUAUUCACAUAAAUGAUGACCUGGGACUCCACCGCGUUGAAAAUCCUUCAUCUUCAGAAGGCGCUGUUACUCUCCACUUCUACUUUCCCUGCAUUCAUGAAUGUCUUGUUUUCGACGAAGAAACUGGCAAGGCUCGACGAGUAAAGAUGACCUACACUUCCAUCCGAGGCGUCAAGCAGACUCCACAACAGAAGUUUCUCCCGUCGUCCUAUGCCCAUUUUUUUGAGGAAUUGUCCAACUUUGUUAAUUUGAACAACUGUCUGGUCAGCGAUAUUGGCAAGAGCGGAGCCAGUGGUGGUUUGUUCGCGGUGCUUCAUCGCGCCGAAAACCCUCUCGCAGAAGCGGUUCGACGUUUCGUACUUUCCUUUGAGAAUCAGCUCGAAGUUCGGUAG